Molecule: messenger RNA, 3509 nt
Organism: Notodromas monacha
Lineage: Eukaryota; Metazoa; Arthropoda; Ostracoda; Podocopida; Cyprididae
Source: the annotation of a GenBank genome assembly
AUGGGCGGCCCUGGGUCGGUCCGUCCGUCGGCUGGCCGCCUCGUUAAUUGGGACGGCCGACGGAAACCCGGCGUCCCUAUAAUGGAAAAGGACAACGAGUACGCCAACAUCUACCAGCAAAUGCCGGGCGGGCCCGUGGCCGGCGGCGGUCAGCCGACGUGCUGCAGCCUCGUGGCCACCGCGGCGCCGCUGCCGCCACUUCCCCCUCCGUGCCACUGCGCCGCCCUGCAAAUGCAGCAGCAGCAGCAGCAACACCACCACCUGGUUGGCGGUGAUGCAAACCCCGUCGUCAUCGCCGCCGCUGCCAACAACAACAACCACAACGACACCAUGACCCCGAACAACGCGACGACGACGACCGCUGCCCAUUUCGUGCCGCACCUCCACCCGCAUCACCACCAUCAUCACCACCACCACCACCACGUGCACCCGCAUCACCACCCGCGACUCCAGGGCCUGUCGAGUGACUCGGACUACAGGUCCGUGUACUCGUCGAGUUCCUCGCUGUACUCGAUGCCGGUGUUUCAUCAGCAACCGCCACCUCCUCCGCCGCCUCCACCGCCACCACCACCACCAUCUCCGCCGCCACCGCCGUUGCCGCCGCAGAACAAUGGCAGUGGGAACGGGAAUAAUCCGGCGGGUGUGAUGAUGGUGGGGUCGCCGGCGCGGAUGGCGGCUUUGGUGGGGGCGGCAGCGGCUCAUGCCGCGCACGGAGGCGGGCAUGGCGGCGGUGGCCAUGGGCCAGCUGUCGUGGUGGACCCGAGUCGGCUCCAGAUGCGCAGUCCCGUGAGCUCGUCGGCCGCCACGUAUUCGGACAGCAGCCAGUAUGGCACGCACAGUCCGAUUGCUCUCAUCAGGGACAAGGUGAGCGAUGCCAGGAAGCUGGUGGAGUACCUGCCGUACCACUCUGCCGCCAGGUGCGGAAGCAAGCGAAGAGGCGCCACUGGCACCACCACAGACUGCGACCCUUCCUCCCUCAUGGCCGCCACCCACUGCUCCAACAACAACAUCAACAACUCAUCCGUCCUCUCGACAGCGACCACGACGAGUUCCAUCGCAACCCUGCCUGCUGGUGCUGGUGGCACUCUUGCCAACGCCACCACCAACACCACGCCGAACGGCAAAAGCGCCUACAAGUGCGUGGCGGCGUCCAAUGCCUCGUCGGCGUCGAAACUCAAGUCGUCGUCGUCGUCGGGUAACAACCUUUUGUCGCGGUUGUUUCACUGGCGGCACCGGCGACGGAAUAACGGCGCCUCGGGUGGUGAAGAGGCGCCUGGAGGAGGAGGAUUAGGCGCAGGUUCAGGUGGUGGAGGAGCAGGAGGAGGAGUGAUCCCGACGUCGUUUUCCUCGUCGUCUUCGUCGAAUGGUUCUUCUUCUACUUCGUCGUCGUCUUCGUCGGGGAAUCAUUUGUUGUCGUGGAAGCGAGUGGGUGUCGUGGCUGUGCCCGUCGGCGUCGUGUUGGUGUUGGCCGUGUUGGGACUGGUGUUGUACUUGACGUUGGGCCAGCGAGCGAGUUCCAGGGCGCAAGAACUCGUGACUCCGAUCCGGACCGGCGGCGGCGGUGGCGGCGGCAAUGAGGAUCUGAUAUCUGUGAUCAGCGCCCAGUUCCGGAUCACCAAUCAAGAGUAUGUUCGAGCUUACAACAACAGCAAGUCGCGGGAAUUCGCAGAGUUUGCUGGCCACAUAGAGCGACAACUGGACGCGCUUUUCGGAGACGAAUACCCCCAGGCUUACGCUGGUUGCCGCGUGGUGUCACUGCUGUCGGGUUCUGUUCGCGUCCGAGCCCAUCUCUUCCUACACUCCCUGUAUGAGCCUGUUGGUGCUGUGGAAUUGGGCAAGAGGUUCUAUGAGAGUCUCAGGAAUCUUCAUGGACGCAUGUGGCUGGGCCAGUUUGCUGUUGACAUACGGUCUAUUUUGUUCACUGGGAUAGAGAACCCGCUGUUGGGCGACCCCAUCAGAGACCACGAGGACGACCCUCUGCCCACGAUGCCGCCACUCACGACCCUGGACCCCGAGCAGCGGUUCUUCCAGUCGCCCAACUGGGGGCCAUGGGGGCCCUGGUCCUCGUGUCCACCGCCGGGCAUCCAGUGCACCUCGCCUCCAGCUGCCCAAGAACGAACCCGGACCUGCAACCUGGACAAUGGCCGAGGGGACACGAUUGACUCGAUUGAACAAUGCCUGGUGUUGGGUGGAGGGGACAUCGAGGUGAAGAGCAAGUGCGAGAACUGCCGGCCCGAAGAAGUCUGCGUGGCCGUGGCCGGAGAGGCGUACCCGACGUGCCGCCCCGCCAAGGACGCCGGCGACCCCACCGGCUGCGGCGGCCUGUGCAAGAUGGACCGCGAGGUGUGCCAACGCCUGGACGGCGAGUCCGGCGCCGCGCGUCGGUGUCUGGACGCCAGCUUGUGUCUCGCCGACGAAUGGAAGUGCAGGAACGCACUGUGUAUCCCGCUGGAGAAGCGGUGCGACGGACACUUUAAUUGCUACGACCACACGGACGAGAUGGACUGCGAAUGCGACGUGGCGACCCAAUUUCAGUGCGGGAACAAAACUUCGUGUUUGCCCAUCGAUUCUCGGUGCAACGGCUUUGUGGACUGUUGGGACGGAUCCGACGAGCAGAACUGCACUUUGCCGGAGAAACAGGCGUGUGAAGUGUCUGAACACAGUUGCGGCAAUGGGCAGUGCAUCCCCAUGAACCGAUUCUGCGACGGCUACAAGGACUGUGCUGAUGGCACCGAUGAACCCGUUGGUUGUAACGGGGAAUGCAUGGCCCAGGAAUUCCGUUGCAAAAAUGGUCGUUGCAUCAAGAAAUUGACAGUCUGCGACGGCUACAACACGUGCGACGACAACUCUGACGAAGCCGACUGCGGGUUUCAUGUCUUGGACGACACUCGUGGCACUGCACGGCAUCCAGGCGGAUGUAAUGGGUCCUACAAGUGCGCCCGUUCUGGGUCCUGCAUCCCGUCGUCGGCAGUUUGCAACGGGGUUCGCGACUGUGAUGACGGAUCCGACGAAGCCUUGUGUAAGCCCGCAGUCAAGGGCAUCGACGUGCCUCAAGCAACUCGUUUGCUGUCUUGACUUGCAAUUUGAAAAAUUAGUAGAAAAUUACAAGAAUCGAACCAUUAUUUGUGGGUCUCAAGUCAGAAAAGAUAAGAAGAAAGUUUUUCCCCAACCUGUGAUACAAAUUUCGACGAAAGGAAAAUUUGCUUGUUUAUUAUGGAAUUCUUUCAGAAGUGUGUAGGGGGGGAGAAAGAAGUGAAAAACAUGUGAUAAUUCAUUGUUCCUUUGCCGCGGUUGUCACCCUUGUGUUCACGCAGGCGUAUUUUUUUCGUGUGUUGUAAUUAAUUUUACUCUUUUCCUUUGGAUGGGAAAGAAAAAAAAAGAUGAUCCAAUUUGGAAAUCUUAGUGCCGAGGAUGACAUUAUUGUUGGGACGAUGUUUUUUUCUUUUUAGUGUCACCAAAAUUUAUUGUGGAUGAUAUAGAGAAAAGAAAUGUGAAGGAUAUUUCGAACA